This is a messenger RNA of Camelina sativa (false flax), 751 nucleotides long. RefSeq lists its product as uncharacterized. NCBI's taxonomy places the organism in Eukaryota, Viridiplantae, Streptophyta, Magnoliopsida, Brassicales, Brassicaceae. The record is from RefSeq and is a predicted model, not a curated record.
CAAAUCAAACCCAAAGGGCCUUAAUCCAAAAGCCUACUAAAGAUAAUAAACCCAAGACUUCACCGAUGAUUAAGAAAAGAGCCUCCUUUGCGGGAAAGAAUAAAAAAAGAUGGCUCCGACAAAGAAAGGAAAGAAGAACAAUUCGGCCGGAUCAACGACGGCCAAAUCCACCGCCACAGAAUCAUCGAGUUUUCCGACGUGUUUGCGCCAACUUACACCUUCCUCCGUCGCCAUCACCAUCCACGCGAAGCCAGGUUCCAAAUCCGCCUCCAUCACCGAUGUGAGCGAUGAAGCGGUGGGCGUUCAGAUCGACGCGCCGGCAAGAGAUGGUGAAGCUAACGCUGCUCUUCUCGAGUACAUGAGCUCUGUAUUGGGAGUGAAAAGAAGACAGGUCUCACUGGGUUCAGGAUCCAAGUCUCGAGAUAAAGUUGUGAUUGUUGAGGAUAUGACACAACAAAGCGUUUUCCAAGCUUUGUCCGAAGCAUCAAAACCUGCCUAAUGAUCCCCUCAAGCCUGUAACUUACAUGGAGGAACCGAAUCACCAAAAGCUAAAUGGUUAUUGGUCACUAAAGGUACGAAUGCUAGAAAGAGCUUCAGGCUUUGUAAUAGAGAUCAUUGUUGGAUGUUAUACUAUAAUGAUUAUAUGCAUUGUAAAUCUGUAGACUGACUAUUGCUUGUUAUUUAUCUAAGUUGUCCCAAUUGAUCAGAGAAUGAUUACUUUUACCAUGGAUUUAGGAUGGUUUCUAUGUGA